AUGCAAACUCCCGUCACGGCCGCCCCUGUGGCCGUCCCCUCGGCCGAGGAAUGGAUCGUCAAGAGCGCCGCCGGCGAGGAGUACCUCAUCCAGAUCGGCUUUCCCUUGAGCUGGAGCAGCAAGCCCGACGCCGCGCAGGCGGGUAAGCCGGUGCACAUUCUCUACUGCACCGACGGCAACGCCCUCUUCUUCACCGCCCUCGACGCCCUGCACCGCCGUCUCUCCGUCCCGGCGCUCGCCACCGACGCCGCCGCCGCCGUCGUCGUCGCCAUAGGCUACCCCCUCGCCGCCGACCCGCCGCCGGGCGUCUUCAGCCCCCGCCGCGGCCGCGACCUGACGCCCCCCUCGCCCGGCGCGGACCCGGAGCGCGAGGGCGGCGCCGACGUCUUUGCCGACUUCAUCCGGCAGACGGUCCGGCCCUUUGUGCACGGGCGCAUCGCGCAGCGCCGCGGCAGCGGCGGCGGAAGCGGGAGCGGGAGCGGGAGCGGCGACGCAAAGAUCGGCCGCGAGGCGCUGUACGGGCACUCGUACGGCGGGCUUUUCGCGCUGCACGUGCUGUUCACCCGGCCGGCCGCUGCGGGGUUCGACUGCUAUGUCGUCAGCAGUCCCAGCGUGUGGUGGAACGAGGAGUUUCUCCUCACUGAGGAGGAGGCCUUCCGGGCUGCGGCGGAGCGAGCAGCUGGUGGUGACGGCGGGGUCGAGAAGAAGAGGCCGCAGCUGAUGAUGUUUGCGGGCGGGGACGAGCAGGUGCCCCCGCGGCGGAGGGGCGAGAGCGACGACAGGUACGAGGAGCGCAGGAGGGUCGGCGAGGAGCGCAACAUGGUCGGACACAUGGUGGCCAUGGCGGGGCGGCUGAGGGCCAGCGGGAAGCUGGAGCGGUUCACGUCCAAGGUGUUUCAUGGGGAGGACCACGGGACGGUGAUUGCGUGCUCGCUGAGCCGGGGGCUGACUACGUUCUUUGAGGACUGGCCUUUGGAGGAGUACGAGUAG
Molecule: messenger RNA, 990 nt
Organism: Thyridium curvatum
Lineage: Eukaryota; Fungi; Ascomycota; Sordariomycetes; Thyridiales; Thyridiaceae
Exons: 2
Coding region: 1-990 (329 amino acids)
Molecular function (GO): hydrolase activity, acting on ester bonds
Source: RefSeq, a predicted model, not a curated record